Messenger RNA from Hyaena hyaena (striped hyena), 2363 nucleotides. It is a transcript of the gene TRABD2A, whose product is annotated as TraB domain containing 2A. The record is from RefSeq and is a predicted model, not a curated record. Gene Ontology annotation, biological process: negative regulation of Wnt signaling pathway. The transcript is spliced from 7 exons. Gene Ontology annotation, cellular component: membrane. Gene Ontology annotation, molecular function: metalloendopeptidase activity. The coding region runs from base 203 to 1732 and encodes 509 amino acids. Lineage: Eukaryota; Metazoa; Chordata; Mammalia; Carnivora; Hyaenidae.
GAGGCGGCCGCGCGAACUGCAGACGGAGCAGACGCGAGGCGCGCGGCUGCCGGCGAGCGCCCCGGGUCCCCCGAGCCCCGCGCGCCAUGGUGGGCGCCGGGCUAGUCCGCAGCCCCGCGGCCGCCGGCUAGCCGGGCGGGGCGGCCGCCGCUGCCUCACUCUUUCCCGCCGCGUCCAGGACCUCUGCGCCGCCGGGAGGAGGAUGAGUCCCUGGGGCUGGCUCCUGCUGCCGACCCUCUGCGUCCUGCGCGCGGGCGCAGCCCCGCCGCGCGGCGCGCCAGCCUCAGCCAACUGCGAGCUCAAGCCCCAGCAGAGUGAAUUGAAUUCCUUCCUGUGGACCAUAAAGCGAGACCCGCCAUCUUACUUCUUUGGCACGAUCCAUGUUCCAUACACCCGAGUUUGGGACUUUAUCCCCGACAACUCCAAGGAGGCUUUUCAGCAGAGCAGCAUCGUGUACUUUGAGCUGGACCUCACAGACCCCUACACUGUAUCGGCCCUCACCAGCUGUCAGAUGCUGCCGCAGGGCGAGAACCUCCAGGACGUGCUCCCCAGAGACAUCUACUGCCGCCUCAAGCGCCACCUCGAGUACGUCAAGCUCAUGAUGCCCUCGUGGAUGACCCCAGACCAGCGUGGCAAGGGGCUCUAUGCGGACUACCUCUUCAACGCCAUCGCGGGGAACUGGGAGCGGAAGCGGCCCGUCUGGGUUAUGCUCAUGGUCAACUCCCUGACCGAAGUGGACAUUAAGUCCCGCGGGGUGCCUGUCUUAGACCUGUACCUUGCCCAGGAGGCCGAGCGGCUGAGGAAACAGACUGGGGCCGUGGAAAAGGUGGAAGAGCAGUGCCAUCCACUGAAUGGGCUGAACUUUUCACAGGUCAUCUUUGCUUUGAACCAGACCCUCCUGCAGCAGGAGAGCCUUCGAGCAGGCAGCCUUCAGAUCCCUUACACUACGGAGGAUCUCAUCAAACACUAUAACUGUGGGGACCUCAGCUCCGUCAUCUUCAGCCAUGACAGCUCCCAGGCGGAGGUUCCCAAUUUCAUUAACACCACGCUGCCGCCGCAGGAGCGCAUCACAGCCCAGGAGAUCGACAGCUACUUCCGCCAGGAGCUCAUCUACAAACGGAAUGAGAGAAUGGGGAAGCGGGUGAAGGCCCUUUUGGAAGAGUUUCCGGACAAAGGCUUUUUCUUUGCCUUUGGGGCUGGUCAUUUCAUGGGCAACAAUACAGUGCUUGAUGUCUUGCGGCGCGAAGGCUAUGAGGUAGAACACGCCCCUGCUGGACGACCCAUCAACAAAGAGAAGAGUAAAAGUCCCUCGUCCGGACCCGCCUCCUCUGCCAUCUUUGCUCCGGAAGUGCCCGCUGCGGAAGCGCGGGUACCGGAAGCUGGGUCCGCGGUGCGCUCGCUGUGGCCUCCCCACGUGUCCCCGCCCGGCAGUGCCCACCUGGGAGUCGCAGCGGAGGGGAAGUUUCGGAAAAAACGGAGGCGGCAGCGGCCACACCGAAAGCAGCGGCUCCGGCAGUUCAGCGAUCUGUGGGUCCGACUGGAGGAGAGCGCUGAGGUCCCACAGCUCCAGGGCCCCGUUCUGGAUAGGCACAUCUCUGCCGAGCUGCAGCUCCCUCGCCAUGGGCAUUCCCACCACAGCCAGAUGGUGGCCAGCAGUGCCUGUCUGUCUCUCUGGACGCCUGUGUUCUGGGUGCUGGUGCUGGCUUUCCAAACAGAGACACCCCUCCUGUAGUGACUGGAGGAGCCAGGCCAGGCCCCUGACCCCUUGGACUUGAAGGAUGGCCAUUCCUGUACUCCACACUCUGUUCUGGCCUUGAUGGGCCCAACCCAGGAGAAGAGAGAGAAUAAAAGUCAAUGUUGAUUCUUCUCUUUCCAAGGAAUCACUCUGGGUUAUCCAGCAGUGCUGGGGGUAGGUAACAUAAUGACUUGUAUGAAAAUAAUGUAAAUGAAUUAUAUGGAGAUAAUACUUUUUCUUUGUAGACUUUUUCCCCACAGUGUGUAUAUGUUCUGCAAAAACUCUUGCGCACACCUUCUGAAUAUUAUCCCUGCUUUACUCCUGGGCCCUACCUGCCAGUUCGGAUCCUGACCCUUUUCCCUCCUGCUGCUCCUCUUCCUACCAGUUCUGGAAUCAGGGGGUCAGUAGGCCAUAGGAGCUUUGCUUUGUUUCCUGUGUUCUGACAAGUGCUUUCAUCAUGGAUGUGAGUAUCUCACCACCAUGCUGAAGACUGGACGAAGGGGUAGGCUCUGACAGAGGCGCUGUGUGAGAAAGUGGUUUUCAAAUGCUCCCUCUUCUUGUCUUGUUAUUUAUUUAUAUGCCAAUGCCUUUAUAAAUAAAAUCUUAUGGGGGAGUCCUUGUAAAAUCA